This is a messenger RNA of Peronospora matthiolae, 1041 nucleotides long. The record is from the annotation of a GenBank genome assembly. NCBI's taxonomy places the organism in Eukaryota, Oomycota, Peronosporomycetes, Peronosporales, Peronosporaceae.
AUGCUGCUGCACAUGAACGCGGACUACCAUCAUGUGCUGGACAACUGCGAGGAAGCCUGGGUUGCGUGGACAAGUCUGAAGACGCUGUACGGUGGGUCGCAGAAGGCAGGACGCAUCUACCUCAAGCGACAACUUUUAAGUAUCAAGAUGGCUGAAGGCGCAAACGUCAUGCAUCACUGCAACGAGGUCCUCAACAUCUCCGCCAAGCUUAGCGGCAUCGGUGCGAAGAUGGAAGACGAAGACGUUGCAAUUUGUCUGCUACUCAGUCUUCUGAAGAGCUACGAAAAUGUGGUGCUCAACAUGGAAAUGAGCAGCACCGAGCUUCGCACUCAAGAUGUGGUGAGAGUCCUGACGAAUGAGCAUGCCAAGCGUCAAGGAGAAAAAGGGACAACGACAGCGACUACGGUGAAGGCUGAAGAUGCAAGCAAGGCAUUCAGAGCCGAGCAUGAGCCCUACCAAUGCACGUAUUGUGGCAAGGUGGGACACACGGUGGAUCGUUGCUGGACAAAGCAGAAGAACGAAGGUCGGGGAGCCCGACGCGGCGGCAAUGGUCGUGGACGCGGGGCUAACAAUGUCCAGUGGGGACAUCAUGAUGAAGGCAAUGGCUACGAUCGAGUGGCGUUUGCAGUCUCGUUCGAAUGUGGAGUUUCGACGAGCAAGGACGUGUCUGGAAUGUGGGCCGUCGACAGUGGUGCAACGCACCACAUUUGCCACGACAAGACCAAGUUCGCAAGUUUGGCAGAGCGCAAUGAGGGCGAACUCUUGGUGGCUGAUGGCAACAAGGUGGCCAUCAAGGGUGUGGGAACCAUCAUGGAAAAGGUGGUUCUGCCCAACGGUGAAGAGCGUGAGAUCGAAAUCAAGAACGCGCUAUAUGUUCCAAGUAUGAGCAAUAACCUGCUCUCGGUACCACAGAUUAACAGCCAUGGCAAGUUUCAAGUCGUGUUUGACGGGUCCAAGAUGUAUGUGAGACUCAAGAACUCACAGCAAGUGGUGGCGACAGCGGAUCUCGUGGAUGGACUCUACUGGCUUCGGACGACUUAA